Molecule: messenger RNA, 5289 nt
Organism: Mauremys mutica (yellowpond turtle)
Lineage: Eukaryota; Metazoa; Chordata; Testudines; Geoemydidae
Gene: ABCC10
Product: ATP binding cassette subfamily C member 10
Exons: 22
Coding region: 277-4908 (1543 amino acids)
Biological process (GO): transmembrane transport
Cellular component (GO): membrane
Molecular function (GO): ABC-type transporter activity; ATP binding; ATP hydrolysis activity
Source: RefSeq, a predicted model, not a curated record
GCCACCGCCCAGCCCGGGUAGGCGCGCUCCGGGCCGGGUAAAGCAGGGCUGGCACCGGAGCGGCUUGGGAUUGACGCUGACGCUGAGCCCAGGCCCGGGUUUGUCCUUCUUGGCUCGCCGUCGCCAGGCCGGCCCGGCAGCAGUGCGGCCUCCCGGCGGCAGGGAGCGCGGCCACGAGGAAAUGGGUGCGGGCUCGUCCUCGCGAGCCCAGCGAAGGAGCGGAGACGAGGACGCGCUCAGGAACUCCUGGCUGUUACUCUUGGCUUCUAAGAGAAGAUGGAAGAGAUCUUGGCUGAUCUGUGUGGUACCAGUCCGGAAGACCCACUUCCUGUGUGGGUCCAUGGUAGUGUUGGUCACUGCUUCAACCAGCUGAUUUUGAAUGUUGUCCCUCACACAAUCCUUGCAUUAGUAAGCGCCUGCUACCUCGGCACUCCAAGAUCUCCUGUCCCAGGGGCUUCCCACAGACCUGGCUGGAAAUGCAGAAUUGCUGCCUCCUUCAUACUCACUGGCCUCUCCAUCCUUGAUAUAAUCUCAGCAGCCAUCACUCAGCAGGAGUUGGGUACUUUGUAUCUGGUAGUGCUGGCAAGUGGCAUUGCCCUGCUGGCAUGGCUCACUCAUAGCCUGACACUCCUCAUGCUUUACAGGUCCACAUAUGGCUCCUCCCGUGGCCCUGCAGCCAUGGUGCUCCUAGCCCUCUUCCCUGUCCCUGCCCUUAUCAUCACACUGGUAUGGUACUGCCAGAAUGGGGUGACCUGGCCCCACCUCCACUCUGCUCACAUCUUCAGAUUCUCCAUCCUCUGCCUGCAGUUGGCCUCUCUACUUAUCUAUGUGAUCGGGUAUAUUACUCCUGUUGCCAGCAGGCAAGUUUUUUGCUCCAUCAAUGACUCCUGGCAGCGUGAACCUCUCGUCACGGAGCCAGGGAUCCCAGUGCCUAACUGGCAGGGAGUGGCAGAGGAUGGUGAAAGCUGGCUCUCACGCUUCUCUUAUGCUUGGAUGAACCCUCUUAUGAAGCGUGGCUAUCAGUGGAUGCUGAAUCGGCCACAGGACGUCUAUCUGCUACCUCGACGGCUCCAGGCUGCCAGGGUCCGUGAUCAUUUCUACUCCUGCUGGCAGGAAAAGGCAGCUCUCAGCCAAGAGGAGGAAGAUACAAUGUCUUCCACUAGCCCAAUUGUCACCAAAAGUGAUGGGAGUGGAGAUGCCUCCUCAUCUUCAGGAAGCCCCUGUGAUGCCCAGAAGGCUGUGCAACUCUUCGCAGUGCUGCAUGCAGCCUUUGGGCUCCGCUACUACUCCCUAGGGCUCCUCAGACUGGCUGGCAGCCUGUUGGGCUUCUCAGGUCCCCUGCUCCUGAACCUGCUGGUUAGCUUCAUGGAGUCGCACCAGGAGCCUCUGAGCCAUGGGGUGCUGUAUGCCCUCAGCCUCUUUGCUGGCUCCUUCCUGGGUGCUCUCUUGCGGAACCAGUUCAGCUAUGAGGUGAACAAGGUGAUGCUGACGGUGCGUGCGGCAGUCAUCUCUGCCAUCUAUCGCAAGGCCCUGCGGGUUAGUGGCAGCAGUCUGGCUGGCUUCACCAUGGGCGAGAUUGUCAACUUCAUGAGCACAGACACCGAUCGGCUGGUCAACUUCUGCGUCAGCUUCCAUGAGGUGUGGAGUCUCCCUUUCCAGUUUGCCAUCACCCUCUACCUCCUCUACCAGCAGGUGGGGGUGGCCUUCCUGGGAGGCCUAGCCCUGGCUCUGCUGCUUGUGCCUGUCAACAAGGUCAUAGCAAACCGUAUCAUGGAGAACAACAAGGAGAUGCUGAAGCACAAAGACACACGAGUUAAGCUGAUGACAGAGUUCCUGUGUGGCAUGCGAGUGAUCAAGUUUUACACCUGGGAGCAGCACUUCGGUGCCCGGAUAAAUGCCUGCCGAGCCAAGGAGCUGCAGAAGCUGCGAGCCAUCAAGUACCUGGAUGCUGUGUGCGUGUACCUGUGGGCAGCACUGCCAGUAGUCGUCUCCAUUGUCAUCUUCAUUACCUAUGUCCUGCUGGGGCACCAACUCACUGCCACCAAGGUAUUUACAGCCUUGGCGCUUGUUGGGAUGCUGAUUCUUCCCCUCAAUAACUUCCCCUGGGUGUUGAAUGGAAUCUUGGAUGCCAAAGUGUCCCUGGAUCGCAUCCAGCGUUUCCUUGAGCUCUCUGACCAGGACCUGCAUGCUUAUUACACCACUGAUGGCCCCACAGACCCAUCCUCUGCACUGGAAAUGCAUCACUCCACCUUCUCCUGGUCACCGCCCAGGGAGGAGAGCACCAGGCAGCACCUGUCUGGAGGGACUCUGCAGAUCUUCAUUCAGGACCUGGCAGUGGCCAAGGGGGCGCUGGUGGGAGUUGUUGGGAAGGUUGGCUGUGGGAAGAGCUCUCUGCUUGCAGCAAUCACUGGAGAACUCAACAGACUUGGUGGGCAAGUGUAUGUCUGGGAUCUGGAGCGAGGAUUCGGCCUGGCCACCCAGGAGCCUUGGAUCCAGUUUACCACUGUCCGUGAGAAUAUCCUCUUUGGGAGGGACUACGAUGCCAGGCUCUACCAGGAGGUGCUUGAGGCCUGUGCACUUUCCGAUGAUCUGAAUAUCUUACCAGCAGGUGACCAGACGGAGGUGGGUGAGAAUGGAGUGACCCUUAGUGGGGGACAGAAGGCUCGAAUCGCUCUUGCUAGAGCCGUUUAUCAGGAGAAGGAGAUUUAUCUUCUUGAUGAUCCACUGGCAGCUGUUGAUGCUGAUGUAGCCAAUCACCUUAUGCAGAAAUGUAUUCUGGGAGUUCUCAAACACAAGACCAGGAUUCUCUGCACACACAGGACGGAGUUUUUAGAGAAGGCUGACACCUUGCUGCUCAUGGACAAUGGCAGAAUAGUCAAGAUAGGUACGCCAUCUGAAAUCCUGCCACUGGUGGAAGCCACCCCCAAGGUCAAUGAGAAGAAUAAGAGGAGGCAGAAUAAAGUCCCUGCUGAGCAAGGCCAGAAGGAGGACAUGGAGAUAGAGGCAGAGGAACUGGGCCAAGCUACCUGCCUCCUCCAGCGGGAGGAAGAAAAGAAAGAAGGGGCAGUAGCUUUUCAGGUGUAUAGGGCAUAUUGGCUGGCAGUGGGCAGCUGCCUAGCAUUGUCCAUCCUCUUCUCCCUGCUCCUGAUGCAAGCAUCCGGGAACGUCUCAGUUUGGUGGCUGUCACACUGGAUCUCCAACCUGCCCCAGACGGCAAACAUCUCCAUGAGGCCCCUGUCAGCUUCUGUCCCUUCCCCACAGCUGCUGCUCUUCUCCUUUGCGGGGCUUGUCUCCCGCGUCCAGGUGUUGGGCACAGCUCCAGUCCAUCCCAAUAGCACACUGGAUGUGAACUUCUACCUGAUGGUGUAUGGCGGCAUUGCUGGGGCCAACUCAGUCUUCACCAUCCUGCGGGCCUUCCUCUUCGCCUACGGCACCAUCCGCGCUGCCACUGUCAUUCACAGCCGGCUGCUCCAGAGAGUGAUGAAGGCCACGGUGACCUUUUUUGACAUUACGCCGAUGGGCCGGAUCCUGAACCGCUUCUCUUCGGACCUGUACUGUGUGGACGACAGCCUGCCCUUCAUCCUCAACAUCUUCCUGGCCAAUGUCUUUGGGCUGCUGGGCAUGCUGGUGAUGAUAACCUAUGGGCUGCCCUGGAUUGGCCUGAUCUUGCUGCCGCUGGCUGCCCUCUACUUCUCCAUCCAGCGCUAUUACCGGCGCACCUCCCGUGAGCUCAAGCGCCUCUACAGCCUCACCCUGUCCCCCAUCUACACCCACUUCUCAGAGACCCUGACAGGGCUGAGCAUUAUCCGAGCCACCCGGGCCACAGACAGAUUUGAGGCAGAGAAUCAGCUGCGACUGGAGCAGAACCAGCGCUGCCUCUUCGCCAGUAACACCGCCAUGCAGUGGCUGGACAUCCGCCUACAGAUGAUUGGAGUUGCUGUGGUUACAGCUAUAGCAGGAAUCGCCAUCAUCCAGCACCAGAGGCAACUGGGAAAUCCAGGUCUUGUAGGCCUGGCCCUCUCGUAUGCCCUGUCUGUCACAAACCUGCUGUCAGGCCUCAUCUCCAGCUUCACACAGACAGAGACCAUGAUGGUGAGUGUGGAGCGAGCAGAGGAGUACUCCACAGACAUCCCCAUAGAGCCCCAGGAGCAGCUGGUCCAGGUUGCCUCUGACUGGCCGAGCCGGGGCCACGUGGAGUUCCAGCAGGUGGUUCUGACAUAUCGGCCAGGACUGCCCAAUGCUCUGGAUGGGGUGACCUUCAUCAUCUACCCUGGAGAGAAAGUGGGGAUUGUGGGGCGCACUGGAUCUGGCAAAUCUACCAUCUUCUUGGCACUCUUCCGCAUGGUGGAGCUGAGGGGGGGACGGAUCCUCCUGGACAAUGUCGACAGCCGAUCGGUGGGCUUGGAGAGUCUGAGAUCCAAACUGGCCAUAAUCCCCCAGGACCCAUUUUUGUUUAGUGGGACAAUCCGGGAGAACUUGGACCCCCUGGGGCGACAUACAGACUCUGACCUAUACCAGGUGCUGGAGCAGUGCCACCUACAGGCGGUGAUUACUCAGAUGGGUGGACUGGACUGUGAGCUGGGGGAGAGAGGGAAGAGUCUGUCGGUGGGACAGAGGCAGCUCAUGUGUCUGGCAAGAGCCCUCCUGACCCAGGCCAAGGUGCUGUGCAUCGAUGAGGCCACAGCCAGUGUGGAUCAGAAGACCGAUCAGCUGCUACAGCAGACCAUCCGCCAGCGCUUUGCUGACAAAACUGUGCUCACGAUUGCUCACAGGCUGAACACCAUCCUGGACUCAGACCGUGUGCUAGUGAUGCAUGCAGGGAAGGUGGCAGAGCUGGAUUCACCUGCUGUCCUCAGCAAGAGGGAAGACUCCUUGUUUCAGCGACUCUUGACCAGUGGGCAGCAAUGACUUCCCUGCUAAGAGACUGAGACCAGUGACGAGCACCUCCUGGCUGCACACCUGCAAUCCCCAUCUCCACUGGACCCCAACAGCUCGAGGGUGCAGGCACCUACUUCCUGCUGGGCCAGGAGCUGCCAUAGGGGAUGCACUAGCCUGCACAAAGGACAAAAGGGUGACACUGGUUCUUGGUUUGGGUCCUGCUCAGCCUGGACCUUGUUUCAGGUGCAGUCCCCUGAGCCAUGAUGGGGUUGGACCAAAACUUAUAGGUCUGGAUCAAGAGUCCUAGGAUGAAGAAACAUGCUCCUGGCUUGGGGCAGCAUCCCCUUUGGUGUAAUGAGGGUUUAUUCUCUACUGUCAGGUGACUCCCAUUCAAGGACUUGUAAUUUAAAA